Molecule: messenger RNA, 5287 nt
Organism: Caenorhabditis angaria
Lineage: Eukaryota; Metazoa; Nematoda; Chromadorea; Rhabditida; Rhabditidae
Source: the annotation of a GenBank genome assembly
AUGCCUGCGGUGUUCUCAGUGUUUCAACAACGAAUGUUAUUAGACUAUAUUUCGUCGUCAACAUGUCUUAUUCGCAUGGAUAAAGAAUGUAAGGCGAUGAUGCAGAUUAGUUUCUCCCCCGAGCUAAUUGAGGAGAAAGAGGAGAAACGUGUUGCACGUGGAGGCGAAACAAUGUAUUUUUCGAAUUUCGCCCCAUUUCUCCUCAUUUCUCCUCGGAGGAGAAACUCAUCUGCAACAUCGCCUAAGUUUUCCUUUUCUUCUUCUUAUGUUUUGUUACAACUCAUCUUGAGCUUUUUUCAGGGGUCAACGGUCGAUCGUUGGAAGAAUGCGUGCGAUUUAUGUUUGAAGAGCUGAAAUUAGAUCGAGAUAUUUGCCGUGAUUAUUACGAUUCCCGUGAUUCUGGAACUGCGAUAUCUUUUUUCGCUACGUUCGAACGUCGGUGCGAUUUGCGAUUGUUCAAUUCUCGUCUUUGUGAAUUUGCUAACAAAGUCAAUUCGUAUGUUGUUAAGCUUUACUUUCCGUUUUAUUCAUUAUGUUUAAAGAUGUCCUUGGGGAUACGAAAAUCUGAAAGCAGCCAAUCCGCGACAUCAUCUCCGCCAGAUCUACCUGCCUUCCAGAUCAAGAGGUUGUAAUGCAAUCAGGCUACUCAUUUUUUAAAUUCUAUCAGUUUUUUCAGGUCGAAAUAGUGUAAGUUUUUUCCUAACCGCUUCAGAAAAAAACGAUCGUCCGCUUCCCGCUUUCCAGGUCCAAAUUAUUAACAAUAAACGAUCAGCGGUAGAACAAGGUUGUUUUUUGGAAAUACAAGCCAUUUUUACAUUUUUUUUUCAGGUCAGGUUACGGAGUUUCCCUCACCUCCUCCACCUCCUCCUUCCGUUAUGGAUGCAGAUCAACAACCACGUAUUUCUCAUCGAAAUGCCGCCAAUCACAUUUCCGCACAUGUAAAAGACAAUUCAUUGAAAACUUCUGAGACUCCUGCUUCCGAUGUUCAAAACGAAGUACCAGAAGCUGCUAAUAAUCCUCAUCAUUCUGUCCUGAUUCGAGAUGUUGACACCGACUUUGAUCAAAACAUUUUUGAGUCGUUUGUUGGAGUACUGCGCAACCCAGCUAUACUUGGUGCUCGUGAGUUUUUGUUUACAAUUUCUUUCUGCACAUUUUGUCUCAUGUGAAAUGGUUAUGCACGAGCUUGACGAUUUACUGUUCAUAGAAACAGAACUCCGCCCAACCUAAUCUCGGAUAUUUUAGAAAAAUGUCAGUAAACUGCCAAUGAGAAAAACAACUAAUGAUACUAAUCUUUUAAAUAUGUCUGAAAUAGUUUAGAUUUAAGUUUUUCGUGAAAUUCCGAUAUUUUGUUAAGAUAUAGGACGGUACUGUUUUCAAAGCAAUGAUAUGAACACAAGAAGAUUAACAAGAAAACCUUUAUUUGCUCAACACUUCAAACUUUGAUAACAUGGUCGUUUAUAGACAGAUUUUGGAGUCAAAAGAACACCCUAAAUUUUUUUUCUACCAAAAGUUCAAAAAUUGUCAAAAUUGGCUCAUGAUCAUAAAACGCUAAAAAAUGACCACUGGAAGAUCUUGGCCGUGGGAAAAGAUGGCGACCAUACUCAGGUUCCUCACAACAUGUCAAACAGCAAUCGGUGAGAGUGAAAGAGACGAAAAGAUAUUAAAAUCGCGCGUGAUCUACAGCGAUUUACAUUAGCGGGUCUAGGAUUUGUGAAAUUUAGAAAUAGGCUUCAGCUUGACUUGUGAGAAUUCAUUCUUGAACUUUCAGUGUGCCAAGCGACUAAAAGUCAUCGUCAAUUUUUUUCGAAACAAAAUAUGUUUAGCAACCGAAAUUUCAAAAAUUAUGGAUUUUCAGACCCACAAAUUUUUAAUGUACCUUUGAUCUAUUUUUCUCUAAGUCUUCUUCACUCUCACCGAUUGCCAAUUUUCAUUGGGCUGACAUGAUGUGUCCUCCAGGCGGCGGUCAGAAAAAAUUGCCACGAGGGUGGAAUUCUCUUCAAGUUGAUAUAAACUUCAUACGGAAUUUCCACGAUUGUUUUUGAAAAGUGAAAAACUAUGAUCAUUUUCGGAAAUAUUGAAAAAAGGUUGAAAACAUUUCAAAAAAGUUUGAGCAUUUUCAUCGAAAAUCGGGUCACUAUGAAUUGUUCAUUUCAUCAAGCUCUACAAACUAGUGUAUAGAAUGUAUGUUAAAAUUUCAUCAACACAGAUCCUUUUCGGUUCAAAGUUCUACAAUUUUGGUUUUCAGAAAGUUUCAAAAUUCACUUCAAACAUUGUCUGAAAUUAGAUGAAAAAUUAUAAAAUUAAAACCUGAAAAACAACGAAAUUAUGUGUACGUGGCGAUUUUUUCUGGAAGAGCCUGUGCCGUAUGGCUUCAAAUGCACAUCUUGUUUUGGAGACGUCAUCAACAUUUCAUUUCUGCAAGCAGUCAUUUUUUUUGCGAACUGACAAUGUGUACAAUUAUCUUUUAUCAUGUUUGAUGAAAAAAAAACAAUUUACAAAAACAUAUAUUGUCCUGCUACUGAGAAUCUUAGCUUUAAUCGACAGAACGAAGGUGCUCUUAUAAGAUUCCAUGUUUUGAAUUGUUUUUAGAGCAAGCCCACUUAAAUUUAUAAAUUAUAACAUAUUUAUUGUUAGUUCUUCUUUUAUUUCUUGUUUUCAGUAACUCAACUUGCUGCUGCUUCCGAUAGACUACAGUAAGGAUUUGGAUUUUUGGACACUCGCUUUAGAUAUUCUAUUUCCUGUUUUAUAUAUUUAACACUGUUUCUGCCAACAAAAAGGAAUAGUUCUAUGUGUUCAUCAGAUUAAAAAUAAAUAAAUAAAAAGAAGAAUCCGAAAUUUUAAAAACCGCGAAAGAGAGAGCUACUACAGCGCUCCACAUUAUGAUAUACAAUUACGUAUUGUCAAUCCGAAAGAAAAAGAACCCUUGUUUAAAUUGGCGCUCACGUAAAGUAGACAAAAAUGACGUGACACAUGCACAUCAAACUGGUUGGCAAAGCGCCAGUGUGUAAAUUUCGCAUUUUAUUUUUAAAAUAGACUCCAAAACUUUGCUAAGUCUACUGUAGUUUGGUUUUCUAGGCCAUUUCGAUUCUCUUCCAAGGCUCUUAUUUUUUCGGAUUGACAAUGAAAAAUUGAAAAAAACACUAGUGAUGGUGAUUUUUUAUGGUUUUUUGUCAAAAUAUGGAAGGAAAACAUUUUGUAUUGGAACAACCGGAACGAAAUUUAACUGACCCACAGUGCCCGGUUUUAUAACAAAGAUAUAUUACAUAUUAAGAUUCAUAAUUCAAGAAUUCACAUAGAGUUUAUCAUGCUUUGUUGUGAUUACACAUGACAAUUGUCAUAUGAUUUGAUUAUUCAUGUACGUCAUCGUUUCCGAAUUUAUGUUUUCAAACUGUCGAUCGAAACACAAGAUUGCUAAUGUUAGAUUUGAAAUAUUAGUAACUCAGUUCACGCCUGUACGACUUGGAUAACUUGGAUGACUUGGAUAACACAGCCUGUUGGUAACUAUUUUUAACCGAAAAACCAGUUGGAAGAGAAACAGAGAAAAAUACAAAUCACAGCGAAAAAAAUUAUUUUUUUGUUCGAAAAUUUUCUUUGUGUGUGCAAAAACUUUCUGUUUAGUGCACCGUACCACACGGAAAAAAAAAUUUAUUUUUUUUCCGCUGUGAAAUCGAACUGCAACAUUUUUCCGCGCUGCAAUAUCAGUCGAAAAUGUAUUCAUUUUCCAUCUAUUUCACUUUUUUCGGCUGGUUCUCUCGCCUUUUUCCCUUUGUCGUGCGUAAAAAAUAUAUCAAAAAUACGAAAUUCAAGAAGAAAAACCGUAAGAAAAAAUUACAAAAACAAUGGAAAAUGAAUACUAUUUUGACUGGUAUUGCAGCGCGAAAAAGUUUUGCAGUUCGAUUUGUCUUCUCUUUUUCUCUAGUUCUCUUCAAAUUUGCAAUUUAAAGGAGAGAGGGGGGGGGGGUAAGACCAGGGGUGGGAAACCUGGCCUCACGUUAGCCUCAUGUUGGCUUUGGUGGUAAGAACAUGAGCCAUGACAGGUCCACGUGAAAACCUGGCUACCUGUCCUGUCCUGGACAGGUUCUUUUUUACGCCGAAAAAUAGGAGAUCGCGUUUUUAUUUUAGGAUAUAUGUAUGUAUAUGAAACUUGACAAAAAUUAAAAAAUCAUUAGGUUAUUUCUCAUUUCCCUAUAUUUUUCAAACGAAGUUUUCAACACGAUUUAUAAUUUCAGAUUCUACAAUCAUACGUAACUCAAAAUGAUGAAUUUUCAUCAGAUGUGUACUGGAACAUUAAAAUUGAACCUCUGACAUUUCAAAAAAAAAUUUCCAUCUUUAUUGGCCCAUUUUGAGUCCGUUUAGAACACCCCGAACCUUAAUAACUAGGGCGGCGCACCCCCUCAAUUUUUGUUCGCUAAAUCGGAAUCAGAACUUGGGACCAAUUGAAACAUCAAUUAGACUAUUAUUAAAAAGUGUUCGUUAGGUCUCUAGUAACACGAGAAAAAAACAUCCUGAGAAAAAUUUCACGCCAAAUCAUUAGUUACAACUUAAAACACAGCGUUGUAUACUUAUCAGCCACCCUGUAAGCCAAAUCUUUACAGCCUGGAAACCACAAAACAUCACCCACUUCUACAUCCACAGGAUUCCGAUAAAUAGUGUUUUUUGUUUAAUAAAUUCUUUCAAAACAAGCUCUAUGAACUUCAAAAACAACAGGCAAGCGCUAGCUAGCAGCGAGAACUGGCGAGGUCUCGCCAGAAAAAUGCGAGAAAUGGACGGCCGUCUGCCGGCUCGCGUGCUAGCUGGCGAGAUUUUCUCGCCGACGGCUGUCAGGACACUUUCUGAGUACAAAUGCACAAAACGUGCUGAACGAGUACAAAAAAAUUCCUGAGUGAGAGAUCACGCGGAGAAGCUGAACUCGUCAGUGGCGAUUUUCAAAAAUAACAUACAAAUCCAGGUUGCUAUACAAUAAUCUGAAAAAUCAGGAUUAUUGGAAAAUGUGGCACAUUUGAGAUUGGAGAUUAAGAAUUCGGAUCAAAUAUUAGAAAGAACUCUCGCUGAAACUGGUAGAUUUUUACAACAAAAUGUUCAUGAAAGAAACGAGAAUCUGAAGAUAUUGGAAGAACUAAAAAAGACAACAUCAAAAAGGACCUGGCACUUCAAAGAUCCCAUCGACACGUCGUUGAGACUGAUAAAUAUGUACAUUGAAAGAGUCGGAGAGGCAACUCGAUAUGAAAAAAAGAAGUUGGAAACAUCGAAACGAAUUUAUUUCAAUAGAUUUUUAGAUGUUAAAUAA